Drosophila serrata is the source of this 507-nucleotide messenger RNA. RefSeq lists its product as uncharacterized. Lineage: Eukaryota; Metazoa; Arthropoda; Insecta; Diptera; Drosophilidae. The record is from RefSeq and is a predicted model, not a curated record.
CUGAUCUUAAAGUACAAAAACGAUAAGAAAACUGAAAGCGCCGGCGAAUCGACAACAGAUCCUAAAAAAUGAGUUUCAUUAACGGCCUUAAGAAGUUCGCUACAACGACUGUCGGUCUAAUGGCCAUCGGCAUCGGAUCCACCGCUCUCAUCUACACCACCCAUCGCCUAAUUAUUAAGCCCCAUUUAAACGAGAAACGACGACUGGAGGCGGAAGCAUGUGCGGAAUAUCUGUUCCAGCAGGAGACGCAUGCGUCGCCAGUCGCAGAAUUAAGACCGAAUCGGAGCGAUUACUAAUGCCAGUGAUUUUAUAAAAACCUCUUUUUACUUAUCGAGCCUAGGUAUAGGGAUUAGCUCAAAAUUUCAAUGCUGUAACCACUACGGUGGAUAAUGGAAUUUUACUUUCAUACUUUCAGUUUGGGAGGAGAGGACACGGUGUCCAUCUUCUAGAACCUAGCUCAUUUUCUUAUGUUCAAUUUAUAGAGUAGUAAACUAAGUCCAGGUUAUA